Morone saxatilis (striped sea-bass) is the source of this 984-nucleotide messenger RNA. RefSeq names its product glutamate-rich protein 6-like. The record is from RefSeq and is a predicted model, not a curated record. Lineage: Eukaryota; Metazoa; Chordata; Actinopteri; Moronidae. The coding region runs from base 1 to 984 and encodes 327 amino acids. The transcript is spliced from 7 exons.
AUGGGAGAACAAUCAGAACUGAGAAUCUACGAGGAUUACUCAAUUCAACUACCUGUAGCUGAAACCUUUGCCACGACAUCAAAGGUGCUCAGGUUCCGGCUCUCUUGUGCUCCAGGAAAAGGAUGCUGGACCAUUUAUCCUAGUAGUGCAACUGAGAAGCACUUGAAAACAAAAGAGAAAGAGGAGCACGUGUUGGUCCCUUUUUGUGACCACAAGCCACUUCAGUUUGGCAUAUGUCAUCAUCAGGAUGGGGCAGACUCUCUACAGAAGUAUUACUCCAAUCACAUGAAAUUUCUUACUGUGUUCCCUGAUGGUUCUGCUCAGGUCUUUUAUCCGUCAGGCCUCUUGGCUCUCGUUGUCGUGGUCACUGAAGAAAAUGGAAGGGUGUGCAUCGUGUAUGAUGACAGUGAUGCCCCCCGUCAACCAGUUAGAGCCAUAUUCCAGUCUGAUGGCAGGGCGACGUGUUAUCACAGCAAUGGAAACAUAUGGCUGACCUUAAACAGAUCAGGUGGUCAGUGUUUGGAUGAGGAGGGUGCCAGGGUUCGUCGGUGGAGCUGGGGCAGUCUGAGCCUUACUCCCACUCCACUGCACCCCAUUUUCUUGUCCCUCAACAAAACCAUUGGGGUUCGAGUCCUAGGGAGGGAGAAAGUGUUUGUGUCCUUCCUGGCAAGAGGCCAACAGGCAAAGUUCAGUGUGGGUACAUGCUGCGCUCAGGCGGAAUGUAAAACAGACGAGGCUGCUUCAGGACCAUCAGUAUUGAAGGAGGAGUUGUUUGUGUUGGCAGCUAGGAUUAGGAUCCACCUGGCCAUUCAGCACCUUCACCGAUAUCUGACAACGCCCUCCCAUCCUCACCUACCGAAGACCACACAAGCCUCCCGCCUCCAUGUUGUUGCCCAGAGGAUUCUGGAAGUCAGUGCUGAUUUAACGAUGAGUGAGAGUGAAAGAGCCUUUAUCUCUAGGUGCCUUCAGGAUUGUCUGUGCUAG